This is a messenger RNA of Miscanthus lutarioriparius, 2202 nucleotides long. The record is from the annotation of a GenBank genome assembly. Lineage: Eukaryota; Viridiplantae; Streptophyta; Magnoliopsida; Poales; Poaceae.
AUGACGGUGGCCCGCGGUCCGCCCGGCCGCCCCUCUUCCGGGCUCCUGGGCUGCUGGCGCCGCCGCCCGGCGCUGGGCUUCGGCGCCAAGGUCGGCAUCGCCAUCGCCCUUGGCCUCUCCUUCGCCAUCAUCUGGACCUCAGUCUCCCCGACUUCCUCCUCCCAGCAGAUCUCUACCGAGCACUCCUCCUUCGCAGCCGAAGUCGCCGCACUGCCAACCGCCUCCCACAAUCGCACCGCCGCCGGCGGCGGCGGGCACGCUCACCGGAAGCCCCGCCCCGUCCCGCACAGCCACAAGAAGCGCCACCCUGCUCCGUCUGGAUCCCAUUCCCAUCCUCACCGCUCCAAUGCCACCGCCUCGCCGGAUGCCGCCGCUGCGAAGGCCGAUCACUCCGAGCCGGCUCCGGUAACCGACCCGGAGCCGAAGGAGAAGGAACCGGAGCAGGAGCAGGAACAGGAGCCAGACAUGGAGAUGGAGCCGGAACAGGAAGCGGAGCUGCCCAUGCCCGAGCAGGGCGGGGACAAUUCGGGGAAGGCCCCUGCGGAGGAGGAGGAGGAGAAGCCGCCGCAGCUGGAAUUGGAAGACGAGCCCAGUGAGGGUGACGGCGAGGAUGAUGAUCCCGAGGCGGCGAAGAGGAAGGCUCCAAGUAAGGAGAGGAAGCUCCCGCCUUUGUUCAGCCCGGGUGUGCGUUACCACUGGAAGCUUUGCGGCGCCAAGAGCGGCUACCACUAUAUCCCCUGUGUGGAUUUCGAUGGGGAUGGGAGCCAGAGGCACCAUGAGCGCAGCUGCCCAAGGUCUCCUGUGACGUGUUUGGUGUCACUGCCCAAGGAGUAUAAACAGCCUGCUGCAUGGCCCGAGAGGAAGGACAAGGUUUGGUACGGGAAUGUUGGGCAUCCUAGGUUGUCAAAUUAUGUUAAGGGCCACAGCUGGCUGAAUCACAGCGACGAGUACUUGAUGUUCCCACCAGACCAAUGGGAGUUCAAAGGUAGCGCAAGGCAUUAUGUUGAAUCAAUUGAUGAGAUGGCUCCUGACAUUGACUGGGGUAAAAAUAUACGCAUAAUAUUGGAUGUUGGAUGCAAAAGCGCUGGCUUUGGUAUUGCUCUACUCGAGAAAGAUGUGAUAACGCUAUCUUUAGGCCUUACAAAUGACCAAACAGACCUUGCACAAGUUGCCCUUGAACGUGGCAUCCCUGCAACAGUUGGCAGUCUGGGAUCACGAAGAUUACCCUUCCCUAGUGGUGCAUUUGAUGCUAUUCACUGCGGUGAAUGCAAUAUACCAUGGCAUUCUAAUGGUGGAAAACUUCUCCUAGAGAUAAAUAGAAUUCUUCGUCCAGGCGGAUACUUCAUCAUAUCAAGCAAAAGUGCUGACUUGGAGAGUGAAGAAGGAAUAUCAGCUUCAAUGACUGCGCUUUGUUGGAAUGCAAUAGCUUACAAUAGUGAUGAUGUCAGCGAGGCUGGAGUGAAGAUAUUUCAGCGACCAGCCUCAAAUGAGGUAUAUGAUCUGAGAGCAAAAAAAGAUCCUCCAUUUUGCAAGGAAGAGCAGAACAAAGCUAGUGCAUGGUAUACUACUCAUAUCAAACACUGCCUGCACAAAGCGCCAGUUGGUAUCGAAGAAAGAGGCAGUGACUGGCCUGAGGAGUGGCCCAAGAGGCUCGAGAGUUUCCCUGAGUGGCUUGGGGACACACAAACAAGGGUGGCUUCUGAUCAUAACCAUUGGAAGGCUGUUGUUGAGAAAUCUUAUCUGGAUGGAUUGGGCAUUGACUGGUCAAAUAUCCGUAACGUAAUGGAUAUGAGGGCUGUAUUUGGAGGAUUUGCAGCUGCACUGGCAUCUAAAAAGGUUUGGGUCAUGAAUGUUGUUCCUGUGCAUGCUGCAGACACCCUACCCAUAAUCUAUGAGCGUGGCCUGAUCGGUGUGUAUCAUGAUUGGUGUGAACCAUUUAGUACAUAUCCAAGGUCCUAUGAUCUUUUACAUGCUGACCAUUUAUUCUCACGCCUGAAGAUCAGAUGUAAGCAACCUGUCUCAAUUGUUGUUGAGAUGGACCGGAUUUUGAGGCCUGGAGGUUGGGCUAUCAUCCGGGAUAAACUCGAGAUCCUUGACCCAUUGGAGACAAUCUUGAAAUCACUGCAUUGGGAAAUUGUCAUGACCUUCAGAAAGGACAAGGAGGGUAUCAUGUCUGUAAAGAAAACAACAUGGCGUCCAUAA